This is a messenger RNA of Tripterygium wilfordii, 2311 nucleotides long. RefSeq names its product BTB/POZ domain-containing protein At5g03250-like. The coding region runs from base 240 to 2123 and encodes 627 amino acids. Gene Ontology annotation, molecular function: protein binding. The record is from RefSeq and is a predicted model, not a curated record. NCBI's taxonomy places the organism in Eukaryota, Viridiplantae, Streptophyta, Magnoliopsida, Celastrales, Celastraceae. The transcript has 4 exons.
AAUGCGUGUAACAGCAGGAACCGAGUCUGCUCCUGGAUCCCUUUAGACUCGGACUAUCGCUUUCUGUACCCGAAAAGCUGAUAAGAUUGCCUACUCAGACAAAACCAAUUUUUCAAUUUGCCCAUUUCACCAUUGGCAUUGCUUUGUGUUUUUGUUUUUUUUUCGCUUCAAUUGUGUGUAUAUUGGCUACAUUUGGCAACUCUUUUCAAUGGUGACGAAGUGUGGACUUUGAGUCAUUCAUGGCGUGCAUGAAGCUGGGAUCCAAAUCUGAAGUGUUUCACAUUGAUGGCCAAACCUGGCUUUGCUCUACAGGACUUCCCAGUGAUGUCAUUGUUGAAGUUGGAGAUACCUCAUUCCAUCUCCACAAGUUUCCAUUGUUGUCCAGAAGUGGAGUACUAGAAAAGCUUAUUGGAGAAUUUUCUGAUGAAGAUGAGAAGGAAUCGGUUCUACAACUUAAUGAUAUACCUGGUGGAGUCAAGACUUUUUUGCUUGUAGCCAAGUUCUGUUAUGGUGUAAGAAUUGAACUCACAGCAGUGAACACAGUCAGCCUUAGAUGUGCAGCUGAGUAUCUUCGAAUGACGGAGGACUAUGGAGAUGGAAAUCUCAUUAUGCAAACAGAAAAUCUUCUCAAUGAAAUCUUUGGCAACUGGACAGACUCGAUCAAAGCUCUUGAAACUUGUGAAGAGGUUCUACCACAUGCAGAAGAGCUUCAUAUUGUUUCAAGAUGCUUAAAUUCUUUGGCUAUGAAAGCUUGUGCAGAUCCCAGCCUGUUCAGUUGGCCUGUGUCUACAAGUAACAAUGUCCAGAGCCGAGAGGGCAUUGUGUUUUGGAAUGGAAUAUGCAUAUCAGCCAAAGCACAACCUGUAAGUGAGGAUUGGUGGUAUGAGGAUGUGUCAUUCCUCAGAUUACCUUUGUAUAAAAGGUUGAUUCUUGCAGUUCGUUCCAAUGGAUUGAAGCCGGAGAAGGUUGCUGGGGCCCUCAUGUACUAUGCAAACAGACAUCUCCCCUUGUUGGGGAGGCAAUCAAGUUUCAAGAAUGGAAACCGUGCUUCAAUUGGAUCAACUGUUUCUGUUCCAUCUGAGGCUGAUCAAAGAAAUCUCCUUGAAGAGAUAGUAGAGCUACUGCCAGACCAGAAGGGUGUCACGCAGACCAAGUUCCUGCUUAGGCUUCUGCGAACAUCUAUGAUUUUACAUGCCAGCCCAUCGUGUCGAGAGACUUUAGAGAAACGGAUUGGGGCGCAGUUGGAUCAAGCAGCUCUUGAAGAUCUUCUAAUACCAAAUAUGGGAUAUUCAGUGGAAACCCUGUAUGAUAUUGAUUGUGUUCAGAGGAUUCUUGAUCACUUCAUGCUGGUGGAUCGUGAUACACUUGAUCCAAGCUCAAAUUGUAUUGUGGAAGAUGUGCCGUUGAUGGGCAGUUCCCAUUCUCUGACCCCAAUGACGAUGGUGGCUAAUCUGAUAGAUGGAUAUCUAGCUGAGGUGGCACCUGAUGUCAACUUGAAAAUGCAGAAAUUUCAGUCACUUGCAGCGCUUAUCCCUGAUUAUGCCAGGCCAUUAGACGAUGGGAUCUAUCGUGCUAUCGAUAUAUAUCUCAAGGCACAUCCAUGGCUGACGGACUCUGAAAGGGAACAAAUAUGCAGGCUCAUGAACUGCCAGAAGCUCUCAUUGGAAGGCAGCACCCAUGCCGCCCAAAAUGAGAGACUGCCUCUUCGAGUUAUUGUCCAAGUUUUAUUCUUCGAACAACUACGGCUCCGAACAUCUAUUGCCGGUUGGUUUUUUGUCUCUGACAACCUUGACAACUCCCAAAAUACAAGUGGAAAUCUUGCACUCGCUAGAAGUGAAAUGCCUGCCCAAGCGAGAACCUCGCAAGAGCAAGUUGUAGCAGUUGAUGACAUGAGGGAACGAGUCUCCGAGCUUGAGAAAGAAUGCUCGACCAUAAAGCAAGAGAUUGAGAAGCUAGAUAAAACUAAGGGAGGUUGGAGUUUAUUCCCAAAAAAGCUUUUCAGAUCAAAAUCAAAGUCUUGUGUUUCAAAAGCUUCAAAACCCUGCAAUGGCAAAGCAUCGCCAGCAUCUGCAACACCUGUCAUGGAUGGGAGAGGAAAUGUUAAGGGUGAAUCAGGGGAUUGAAUUUGAAACUCUGAAGAAGAAAAUGUUUAUUGCUUUAAUAUUUUUGUUCUGAAAAGCUAGGUAGGUCUAACCUUUUCGCUUACCAUACAGUUUCAAUGGAAUUUAUGUAGACGGUAGAUCUUGAACACUUGCAUCCUCUGAUUAAUCUUUCAGCUUUCUAUUUCUCUUAGUGAGAUUAGCAGCUCUUG